Messenger RNA from Lachancea thermotolerans CBS 6340, 1134 nucleotides. Its product is annotated as MINDY family deubiquitinase. NCBI's taxonomy places the organism in Eukaryota, Fungi, Ascomycota, Saccharomycetes, Saccharomycetales, Saccharomycetaceae. Gene Ontology annotation, biological process: protein K48-linked deubiquitination. The transcript has a single exon. The record is from RefSeq and is a predicted model, not a curated record. Gene Ontology annotation, cellular component: cytosol; cell periphery. Gene Ontology annotation, molecular function: cysteine-type deubiquitinase activity; cysteine-type carboxypeptidase activity; K48-linked deubiquitinase activity. The coding region runs from base 1 to 1134 and encodes 377 amino acids.
AUGAGUCUGAGUUUCCAGGUCAAAGCUAUCGAAAUUAACGGAUACCCUUAUCGAAUUGUUCUUCAGAGCGACAACGGGCCAUGUGCUCUAAUUGCACUCUGCAAUGUGCUACUGUUGUCGCCCCAGUACGCGAGGUACGUAGGGGCGCUUUCGCGGCUGGUGGAGACGCGUACGGACGUGGGGCUCGACGAGCUGAUAACAACGCUCGCCAACAUCGGGAUGCAGAUGCCGCGCGGAGCGCAGUCGGACGUCAACAGGCUUCUGGAGCUGCUGCCCCAGCUGCACACCGGACUCACUAUUAAUCCAGUGUUCAACGGGUCGUUCGAGGACGGCGACGAGAUGGCGCUGUUCCGCCUGUUCAACGUCAGUAUUGUUCACGGAUGGGUUGCGGACUACGCGGAGGACAGAGGGCAGUACGAGCACGUCUCGAAGUACUCAUAUGAGGGUGCGCAGCGCGCGCUAAUCGACGCUUACGAUAUCCAGCACGGAUCCGAGCCCGCGGGUGCGGCCGGUCGUGACUAUGACGCGCAAGCUCUUCUAGAGGACGCGACGUACAUCAAGUCUUUCCUAGCGCGGUCGGCAACACAGCUUACGGACUAUGGUCUGCACCACCUCAGAGAGCUUCUUCUGGAGAACUCCUACGCCGUGCUGUUCCGCAAUGACCAUUUUUCGACCAUCAUCAAGCACAACAACGAACUGUACGCGCUUGUAACCGACCUGGGGUUCAAAGACGACGAGGACAUUGUUUGGCAGUCCCUCAAGUCCGUAAACGGGUCCCAGGACACGUUCUACUCGGGCAGGUUCAUCCCGUCGACCUUGCAGAAAUCAAACACUGAGGUCACCUCCGCAACGAGCGGAUCGCGUGCGCGCAAUCCUUUUCUGGACCCGACGAACUCCCGCGCAGACGCACAGGCAAGCAGUGGGCCCAACACGAUGACUGACGAGCAGUAUGCCCGCCAGCUGCAAGAACAGGAGGACGCACGCGUGGCCAGGAGCUACAACAGGCAAUACAACGCUGCGCGUAGCCAAAGGAGAACUACGCAAGACUCUGCUGAUGGUGGCAGUAGGCCCGGCAAGAAAUCGUCGUCGAUGCGGAAGCGCGACAAACUGAAAAAAAAGUGCAUUAUAAUGUAA